Molecule: messenger RNA, 435 nt
Organism: Malassezia pachydermatis
Lineage: Eukaryota; Fungi; Basidiomycota; Malasseziomycetes; Malasseziales; Malasseziaceae
Exons: 2
Coding region: 1-435 (144 amino acids)
Cellular component (GO): mitochondrion
Source: RefSeq, a predicted model, not a curated record
AUGUCGACUUGGAGUCUAACGCAAAUGAUGCGCAUGCAGGCGCCAUGGCGUCCUGUUUUUGCUCGGUUCUUGUCGUCUGCGCAGAACCGAACUGUCCCGCCACCUCGAGGGAGCAUUGAUACACCCAAGGCAUUUUUAAAAGCGAUUUCCAGGACCCGCCGUGAUCUGGUGUCCAACUCGACGUGUGUGUCCGCUGUUGGCGAAGACUGGAAUGAGAUGUUCAGUUUGACGACGGAAAAACUGAAGGGGGCCGGUGUGCCGGUGAAAGAGCGAAAGUACAUUCUCUGGUCCUUGGAGAAGUACAGGCAGGGCUUGCACCCAUCCGAAUUUGCCUACGAUAUCAAGAAGCCGAAGAAGGUCCGUGGAUGGGGUCCGCGCGUGCAAAAGGGCUACCGUGUUCGCGGUGAGCUCCGCCCUGGCGAGAAGCGCGCAUAG